AUGAGGUGUAAAUGUAAUGCUGACUGUCUCUCCAAUUAGACACUCAGGAAUAUCACAUGUUAAUUACAGUUACAAAACGCCUUAUAUGUGUAUAUGAAGAGAGGAAAUGAUGGAGAAGUUGCGGUUUGAUAAGAUGGUGGCAGUGGCGGUGGCUGCGGUGGUGGCGGUGACGGCAAUGGUUGUGAUGGGAGAAGACCUCCAUAGAGUUGGAGGUUCUAAAGGAUGGCGUCCUGAUGUCAACUACAGUGAUUGGUUUGCUCAUGAGAAGACUGUUUAUGUUGGUGAUUGGCUUAUAUUCUAUUUUGACAAGCGAUACUACAACGUUCUGGAAGUGAACAAGACAAGUUACGAGAAAUGCAUAGACAGAGAUUUCAUUAAGAACGUGACACGUGGCGGCCGCGACGUGGUCCAUUUGACGGAGCCGAGGGCCUACUACUUCCUCUCCAGCGGAGGAUACUGCUUCCAUCAAAUGAGAGUUGCCAUCAACGUUGUUGCCAAAGAUGAGAGAAAAGACCAACCUGCCCCCAUUCUUGCAACUGCAUCCCCAUCAGCACCUUCUCAAUACUCUGCCUCUUCCACUAUUAUGUUCACAUGCAUUUGGAUUGUUCUUGUUAAUGUGGUUUAUGUGAGUUUGUUUAGUGAGAAUUAUUAGUGCAAACAUUGUUUUAUCAAAAUUUUUAU
Messenger RNA from Arachis duranensis, 681 nucleotides. Its product is annotated as lamin-like protein. The transcript is spliced from 3 exons. NCBI's taxonomy places the organism in Eukaryota, Viridiplantae, Streptophyta, Magnoliopsida, Fabales, Fabaceae. The coding region runs from base 107 to 652 and encodes 181 amino acids. The record is from RefSeq and is a predicted model, not a curated record. Gene Ontology annotation, cellular component: plasma membrane. Gene Ontology annotation, molecular function: electron transfer activity.